CGAUUGAGAUCUUGAAAGACUCGUAAUUUUCAACUCUUUCAGUCUUCAGAGCUCAAAAAAUGGCGAAAUCAGCUGCAUUUUCCAAUUAUACAUCGUUUUCCUCGAUACCCAUUUUCGUAUUCAUAGUAUCUGUAACUGUGUUGUUAUACGCAUCAACAUUUGCUGAAGCUGGAGAUUCAUCUGCUUUCGUCAAGAAGACGAUUUCUUCUCACUCCAUUGUUAUCUUCUCCAAAUCUUAUUGCCCAUACUGUAGGAAAGCAAAGGCCGUAUUCAAAGAAUUGAACCAAAAACCUCACGUCAUUGAGCUUGAUGAGAGAGAUGAUGGAUGGAACAUUCAGGAUGCCAUUAGUGAGAUCGUUGGCAGACGCACCGUGCCACAAGUUUUCAUUAACGGAAAGCAUAUUGGAGGAUCAGAUGAUACCAUCGAGGCAUACGAAAAUGGGGAGCUAGCUAAACUUCUUGGUGUUAAUGCAAAGAAUGAUGAUCUUUAAACUGGAUUUGUUACAUUGGUUUUCAAAUUCAAUCACUCUGUAAUAUGAUGUGAUCACCAUAUUUCUAAUGCAGUUAGGUUCUCUGCUUUUUGGGAUUUCCAAAAAUUUGGAAGUGUGAGCCUCUUUUUAAUAACAACUUUAGGAGAAAGGACUUGUUAUUGUAGGUAUUAUUUUUAUUAUUAUUAUUAAACUAAUGUUAUCUUAA
Molecule: messenger RNA, 696 nt
Organism: Solanum dulcamara
Lineage: Eukaryota; Viridiplantae; Streptophyta; Magnoliopsida; Solanales; Solanaceae
Product: glutaredoxin-C4
Exons: 4
Coding region: 60-491 (143 amino acids)
Biological process (GO): cellular response to oxidative stress
Cellular component (GO): cytoplasm
Molecular function (GO): glutathione disulfide oxidoreductase activity
Source: RefSeq, a predicted model, not a curated record